UUGAUUCCGCGCGCUCGCCGGAAGCUGUGCUGGUGUUGCACGCACUUGAGCAUGGCGUCAGGUUAUUUGUUCAAAUUUGAACGUUUUUUGUUUUCUCACGCUGUUAAACCACGACAUUUAAACACACAUUUGGUACCAUUUCGACAUAAAUCCAAUGUCGUUGGUGCUUCAGUGGAUGGUUUCAACAGUGAUGUGGCAAUUGGUGUGACUUCAGAUGGUGAAACCAUAGUGUGCUACCAUCCUCCCAUUGAUUAUCCCUAUGAAUUUACCCAGCCUUUAGAGCGGCCUGACCCUGUUACAAAUCCUCCAGAGUCCCACGAUCAGGUUUUAAAGGCCCACCUUAGCGAUAACGUGAUGAACGACAAACCCGGGCCAUCUAUAGAAGAGCUGAGCAAGAUGUUUUUCACCACCAAACACCGGUGGUAUCCAAAAGGACAGUUCCACAUGAGACGCAUCAAGAAAGACCCCCCAAAGGACAGAUAGGUGAAGGUUACUACCACCAAACAAUAAAAACACAACUUCCCUUACUGUCACAAUGCUGUAUUAUAAUAAUAAAAUUCUUAACGGUAAGCUGGUUGUCAUGA
Molecule: messenger RNA, 584 nt
Organism: Thalassophryne amazonica
Lineage: Eukaryota; Metazoa; Chordata; Actinopteri; Batrachoidiformes; Batrachoididae
Gene: mrpl42
Product: mitochondrial ribosomal protein L42
Exons: 5
Coding region: 52-483 (143 amino acids)
Cellular component (GO): mitochondrial large ribosomal subunit
Source: RefSeq, a predicted model, not a curated record